Rhineura floridana is the source of this 4288-nucleotide messenger RNA. RefSeq names its product zwilch kinetochore protein (gene ZWILCH). The record is from RefSeq and is a predicted model, not a curated record. The transcript has 18 exons. Gene Ontology annotation, cellular component: RZZ complex. Gene Ontology annotation, biological process: mitotic spindle assembly checkpoint signaling; protein localization to kinetochore. Bases 295 to 2061 code for a protein of 588 amino acids. NCBI's taxonomy places the organism in Eukaryota, Metazoa, Chordata, Lepidosauria, Squamata, Rhineuridae.
GUUUAAGUGAAAAAUCUCCGCCACCGCUGCCGCCUUCUGGGGUGAAAAUUGAGGAAAAGGAGCCGUCGUUUCCCGGCCUUUGUAGAAGUUCGCCUCAGGAAGGCUACGGAUUUUUUUAUGGGAAGAGGGAGGGGUUAAGAAAGAGCCUUCUCACUGCGGCGGAGGGAUUCCUAUUUGCGAUUCCGUCCGAGGCCGAGUUAAAAAAAAUAAGUUCUGGCGCGCAGUUCGUUUGUUGCUUGAGAGAAGGAAAGUCGCGGAGGGGGUGUUUGCGCAUGUGCGGUGGGUGAAUCGACGAUGGGGGGCUCCCGGGAGCGGCGGCAAGAGUCACUGCUCCGAUUCCACCAGUUUCUCCUGCGAGUAUACGAGGAAAGAAAGAAGAAUAUCAGCCAAGGACCGCUUACCUUUGAGACUGAUGUGCAAGGCUAUUUGAUUUGUGAAGGAUGUCCAAAUCCCUUGGAGAACUUCUGGAACAGAAGUGGUAUGAUGUUCAUUAUGAACCAAGCGAGACCUUGUGAAGAAGCCCAUGAACUGGAAGAGGAGCAAAUAGGUGACCCUUCUACGUCUAGGGCUUUCCCCAAAGAAGAUUCUUCAGCACUUGCUUUACCCCUUGCAAGAGCAAGGCAGUUGAUCUCAUUCUACACAAUGUCUCAAAAUCCAAACAUGGUCCACUUAAUAAUAAACAAGUCAGCACCACUUCCUCCACUGUGGGUACGAUGUGAUCGCUCCGACCCCAAACAAACUAUCUGGCUGGGAGCUGAACCUCUCAGCAUUGAAGACAAGCUAACAGGGAUCAAUCUUUACACAGUUGCCUGCAAUGUUAAGAGUUCCUCAUCAAAUCUGAGUCCAAUGUCAAAUAAAACAUUUUCUGCAGAUUUGGAAGAUCUGAAGGAGACUCACAGAAUGAGGCAUCACUCUUCUGAUUUGACAGUAAAGGGUUUUGCCCGUUAUGAGUUCCUUGAAGCCACCUCAUUGGAGUCCCUUUCGCUGGAAGACACCCUUAUUCCAUUGGACAGAAAUAUAUUUGCUGAUUUUACUUGGAACUCUGUAAGGAAGAUGCUGCAAGUCCCUCCACUCACUUCUUCUGCCACAUUGAAUGUUCAGAUGGCAUCUGGGAGUCCCUUGAGUUCUGUAUAUGAACUGAACAGGGAGGUGCAGUUCCUCCUUAGUUUGGCUGAGAGCUUGGAGACCGGCAUAACUAACUGGCCUAAUCCUUUGGGGAAAAAACCAGUUGUUGAACUAGUACAGAAACUUUUGAAAGAUUUAAAGGACGAAGUUGAUGGGUUGAAGAAGCCAAGCAAUGGUGAUGCUGAGAGUCUCCAAGAGGACACUUCUGCAGUUUAUGGCAACAUGAAAAAACUUUUUAGUAGGAGAGGAGACCUCGAUUUUCUUGAGCAGUUGUGGUGUAAAAUAUGGAAGAAUGUCACUUCAUGUGAGGACCUGGUGAAGUGUUUCAAAUUGAUAAUGAAAUCCCUCCAGCAUGGUGAACUGAAGACCUGGGUUCAUCAAGAAAGCAACAGCUUAUUGAGCAAACUGAUUAAGCAAUCUUAUCAUGGAAGUACAGAGACAGGUUUGCUUAGUGGAAAUACUCCAUUUCAAAUACUUCUAGAAAUCGGUUUGGAUAAAAUGAAGAGGGAUUAUGUCAGCUAUUUUGUAGGCAAGGAAUUUGCAAUACGUACUCACUUGGACUACUUCAUAUCUGCUUCAGUAGACCUGCAGGAGCAGGUUCAUCGUGUUCAGAAACUCCAUCAUAUGCUAGAAAUCGUGGACAACUGUGUAGAACUUCUUAAACUUGAGCACGAGAACCUCAUCUUUUUGACACAGUCCUGUAUAAGCUACUACAAGGAAAACCCCCUGAAUGAGAAGCGUGUAUUUCAGCUACCAGUCAGGACAACUUUUGUGAAGGAGUUCUACCAAAAUGCUAAUCCCCGAAUAUGGAGAGUGGAAAUCAGUAGUGGACAAGGAGAGAAAAAAGUUAAAACAGUAUGGCAGCUUAACACCACCCCUCCAGCUGAACACGUGAAUCCAAGCACUGUGGCUAUGUACCAAAGGCACGAAGGAUAACAGCAUGGGGGACAAUCAGCUCUCCACUAGAAGGGAGUUCCACAGCUGGGGCAUUGUCACCACAAAGGCCCGGCUUCCCACGAACACCUGAUGGACCUUACCGGUCAAUGGGGACCACAAGCAGGGAUUUCCCCACCAAUCCUAAGCCUGAAGGCACUUUUAAAACUUCUUGGAUCCUGAGCCAUUCAGGGCUUUGUACACCUUGAAUUGCACCCAGUAGCUCAACGUCAGUGAAUCUGGUUUUUUUUUUAAAAAAAGAAGAUGGGCCACUGGCCUGAUCCAGCAGGCUGUUCUUAUGUUCUUAAGAAGACACAGUGACACAUGACCCCAUGUCACUGGCCCACAUAAUAACUGGGCAGUGGCAUUCUGCACCCAUAGGAGCUUCUGGAGUGUCUUCAAGGGAAGCCUCAUGUAGAAUGGGUUGCAGUAGUCUGAAGUCAAAUCUGGGCUUUGGAACUCUUUGUCACUGAGGCCACUUAGGCUGAAGAAACAACUUGACAUCAAGGAGCACGCAAAGGCUACAUGCCUGUUCCUGCAUUGGGAGUGCUGCCUUGCCCAGAGCAGGGCACCUACCCAAUUCCCAGACCUGCGACCCACUUACCCAUUGUGCCUUUGCCUUUUGCUGAUUCAGCCUCAGUUAAUUAACCUUCGCCUGGCCCUCCACAGCCUCACGACGCUGGUUCAGCCUCUCCCGAUUCAGGUGAAAUGGAGCGACAGAGGUGGGUGUCACCUGUGUAUUUGUGACACUGCACUCCAAAUGCUACUGAAGCUUCCUUUAAUAAAAUGGAAUCAGUAAAGUAGAUAAGAAUGCUCACGGUAUAUUUUGAAAAGACCUGUGGCUUUAGUUUAAAAAUGCUUCUUAAUACUGCCCCACCCUCCAAAAAACCCCUCAGUACAUAAAGCAGAGCUGCAGGAUUUUAAGUUUGACACUCCUCCUCAACAUUUAUAUAGUAUCUACAGUGCGUCAGAAGUUUAUGUGCUCCUGUGCCCAUGCCACUUAGAAUCUACAUGAGAGAUAACAAAAAGGCUCAGCGGAAGGUUCCUGCUAAAUUGAUCAGAAAGAAUAUAGACUGGUGGGUCGUAGCAGUUAAACUGUUCAAUUUACACACCAUUCCAGAAACAUACCGUGGGGCUGGAACACAAGAUCAUUGCUCCUAUAUCUAAGAAAGUUAAACCCCAACAACUGUCAUUCCAUUAGUCUGAUUGAAAUUGAUAUUAACGUUCACAUCAAGUUCUUCCUUUUACAAGCAGGAGUUCUGGGCAGCAGCAAAUGAUGCAUUCAAGAGGAAGUGAGGUUUAGUGUGGGAUUUUCAACAUCAGACUCCUCUUUGCUAUAUUAAAUUAUCCCAGAAGGGCCAUUUAUAUGUAGCCUUUGUUGAUUUUGAAGGCUGCUUUUGACUCCAGAAGUAGACAGACGAUGUUAAAUCUCCUCUCCCCUCAUUUAGAUCAGUGAUUGCUGUAUCUAAUUAGAAUCCCCGCAGCCUGGUCUGAAGGCACACGAUGCAGCCAUCUUGUUGAAGUUAUGCAAGUCUGGGUCUGGUCAGUGCCUAGGUGGGGGACAUAUGGGGAAAAUAAAGCCUAUUAUACUGCUGAUUUUGAUAUACAAAAUUGUAUGCAUCUCUCAGCUGCUUCAGUAUCUGCCUUUUUGCUUAAAUCAGUCGGCUCUCUAGGUCCUGCUCCCAACCAUGCCUUGAAAGAGAAGGGUCUGGGCUUCAGUUAUUCUCCAGCCUCUUGCACUCACUGUUCUAAACAGUGGUGGAUUUGUAGUGGCACUGCUUUUUACCUUGUGGUUUCUGGUGUCAUUUCUCAUUAUAAGAAUGCCACACUUCUCCACGAGCCUGUAGUGAAAAGGAGCUUUGCUAAGAGCUGAGACAGAAUCGUGGAUAUUAACGUUGCAAAUAUGGGUGGGAUGUUGCGAUAUCCUAAACUAGGGGUAGCCAACACAGUACCCUCCAGGUGUUGCAGAUCGCAACUGCCAUCAUCUCUGGCCAUUGGCCAGCAUGGCCAAUGGGGAUUGUGGUCUGUAGCUAGAGGGCACCAGUGGCUACCCCUGUCCCAAGCUUUUAUGAAGAAUACUUUUAAUAAGAUCACUAGUGAAAUUUGCAGUUUUGUAAUGGGUGGGAGAUUUAUAUAUUAUACAAGGACUCUCCUCCAACUUCAUACCCAGGUAGGGCCUGCUUGAAGCUUUGGAGAGCUACUGCCAGUCGGUGUAGACAGUACUCAACAG